Molecule: messenger RNA, 2562 nt
Organism: Hirsutella rhossiliensis
Lineage: Eukaryota; Fungi; Ascomycota; Sordariomycetes; Hypocreales; Ophiocordycipitaceae
Product: beta-lactamase superfamily domain-containing protein
Exons: 1
Coding region: 1-2562 (853 amino acids)
Biological process (GO): mitochondrial tRNA 3'-end processing
Cellular component (GO): mitochondrion
Molecular function (GO): 3'-tRNA processing endoribonuclease activity
Source: RefSeq, a predicted model, not a curated record
AUGACCACCACCGUCGAGCUCGCCACCGUCCCCUCGGCCGACACCCCCGGCUCGUGCAUCUACGUCCACCACGACAAGCGCUCCUACAUCCUCGGCCGCGUCGCCGACGGCACCCAGCGCGCCUUUGGCAGCCGCAAGAUCCACCUCGGCGGCACCGAGCACGUCUUCCUCAGCGGGCCCGUCGGCUCGGACGAGAUUGGCGGCCUGCUCGGGUACCUGCUCAGCGUCGGCGGCGGCAUCGACUCCGCCAAGGAGCAUGUCGUGACCGAGAAUGAAGAGAGGAGGGCCCAGGGCAACAAGCUCCUCAAGCAGGUCCAACACAACGGCGUCACUGUCCACGGCGGCGACAACCUCUGCCACGUCCUGGCCGCAUGUCGUGCCGUCAUCCUGCGCCAGAGCGUCAAGGUCCAGCCCCACGAGCAUCGCACAGACCCCAGGGCCGCCGACGCCCAAAACAUGGAUCCAGAUUGGCAGGAUGACGCCGUCAGGGUAUGGAAGAUCCCCGUCCGGACGGCCCGCUCCAGCAGCCCCCCAAAGCGCCGUCACAGCAGCCUCGACGAGCCGGACGCCGCCUCGUACAAACCGCGUUCCACCCUCUCCGACCCCGACGUCGCCGCCAUGAUUGUACAAAACGUCAUGUUCAGCGGCAGCCACAAAAACAACUCUGUCCUUCCGUCUAGAUGGCUCCGCCAGCUCAAACCCACCGAUGUAGCCAUCGUUGACGACCAAGGCAAGCUCUCCCCGUACAAGGGCCCCUACGCCACCGACGGCCAGACGCUGCCAGACCCGGACAGGAAAGCCUGGGUGUUUCAAGGCCCCGGCUCGUCGCCCGGCGAUGGGUCCCCGAGCGACGACGGCCUGCCCAUCAACCACUAUCCUCUAUCGCCCACGUGCUACGGCCAGACGUCCAUGUCCUACGUCCUGAAGUGUCACGACCGCAGGGGCAAGUUCAAUGCCCCCAUCGCCACGGAGUUGGGCGUCAAGAGGGAAGACUUUAAGCGCCUGGCCGUAGGUGAGAGCGUCCCGGGCAAGGACGGCACGACGGUGACGCCAGACAUGGUCCUCGGCGAGCGCCAGCCCGGCCACGGCAUCGUCGUCGCCGACAUCCCCAGCCACGACUUUGUCGAUGCUUUCAUGGAGCGGCCCGAGUGGCAAAGUGCCGAGCUCAUGGCCCACAUCGCCAUGAUGUACUGGAUCCUGGGGCCCGGCCUGGCUGGGGAUCCUCGCGUCCAGUCCUUUAUCCAGAAGCACCCGCAGGUCAAGCAUGUCUUUUGCGCCGACGACACCUGCCCCAACAUGAUUACGCACCCCGGCCCCGCGGAGGUCCAGGUCAAGCUGCGGCGCAUCGACCCGCAGAGGUUCCCGCUGCUCGACUACGACAACGCCGUCAAAUACCCGGCGCCUCCCCCUGAAUCGCCCAUAGAGCUGGGACGCGCCGGCAGGAAGCUGAUGCUGAUGCCCCGCAUCGUCCAUCAAGAACAGGCCAUUGCCCCCUUUCCGGACCUCGUCGGAGCCUCCAAUGGCAUAGGCGGCGAGGUGCUCGCGCUGGCCGAAAAGGCAAGGGCGCAGGCAUCCGACCCCGAUUUCCUGGCCCGCGUCGAAGAGAUGGAAAGGGACAUUCCCAACCGAGACGCCGAGAUCAUCCCGCUCGGGACCGGGUCGUCGGUGCCCAGCAAGUACCGCAACGUGUCCGGGACGCUGAUCCGCGUGCCUGGCAUCGGCAACUACCUCCUCGACUGCGGCGAGGGCACUCUCGGUCAGAUCCGGCGGGCACUGGGCGCCGACGAGACGGCCGAGGUGCUGCGCGGGCUGCGGUGCAUCGUCAUCAGCCACGUUCACGCCGACCACCACACGGGCGCCGUCGCCAUCAUCAAGGCGUGGUACGAGCAGGCGCUCCGCGACAAGAGCACGGCGACGCUGGCCAUGUCGUGCAUCGGCCGCUACCGUACGAUGCUGCAGGAGCUGUCGCAGGUCCACGACUUUGGCUUCCACCGCCUCCGCUUCCCCAGCUGUCCCUGGACAAGGGGAAAGGACCGCGACGUGACGACGGCGCAGGACCUGGCGGCCAUGGCUGCAGGCGGCGGCGGCGGCGGCGGCGGCGGCGGCGACGACGCCUGGGGGCUCGCGUCGAUCACGCGCGUGCCCGUGCCGCACUGCUGGCGCUCGUACGGCACGCAGCUCGAGCUCACGUCGGGCCUGCGCAUCGCCUACUCGGGCGACUGCCGGCCGUCGACGGCCUUUGCCAAGGCGUGCCGCGGCGCGCACCUGCUCGUGCACGAGUGCACCUUUGGCGACGACCGCCAGGACCACGCCAGGGCAAAGAAGCACUCGACCAUGGGCGAGGCCCUCGGCGUCGCCCGCGACAUGCAGGCCCGCCGCACCCUGCUCACGCACUUUUCCCAGCGCUACUCCAAGGCCGACAGCCUCACGAGGACGACGGGGGAGGGCGAGCAGGGCGUCCUGCUGGCGCUGGACAUGAUGCGUGUGCGCCUCGGCGAGUUCCAGCAUGCUGCGUGCUACGUGCCCGCCGUGCAGGCCCUCUUGGAGGGGCUGGCUGACUGA